AUGGCAAUCUUUGAAAACUGUGUGUUCUUUAUUAAAGUGAAAUCCAUUCAGGAGAAGAGCAGGCUGAAAGCAUCCAUAAAAGAAAAUGGCAGAGUAGUUAAUUUUGUGCUUAAUCACAAGAGUACACAUGCUCGUGUGGAUACUGCUGAUGUCCUCAGCUGUCGUGAUCUAAAAAAUAUUUAGAAAUAUCAGCUCCCUGUUUUAUGUGCAGAUUUCAUUCGAAAAUCAGUUGAAAAGGGGAAGCUUUCACAGAUUGAUGCGUAUAAGGUUGAUAAAUCACAAGACGACACUUCUGACCGAAGGCCAGACAGGCAGGAUGUGGAAGACGUGUCAUCUGCUGAAAAUAAAAAUGCCACAAAGAAAAAUGAAAAUAACAAUUCCAACCUUACUGUUAUUGAAGACAGUGAGAGAAGAAUUGAGUCCAAACUGGGGACUCUUAGAUUUUACAAUGAAAAUGAUCAAAUACUCAUUUUUUCCCCCCAAGAUUUUGAAGUUGCAAAAUACAAUGUCCUUGAAAAAGUUAACUCCAAGGAAAGCAAAGAUCUUGUAGUUAUUGAAUUACAGUGUUCCCAAGAGCAUUACAAAUUUCCAUUUCGACUAUAUGCACACUUCAGUGCAUCAAAUGGAACAAAGAAUAAUAAACAAUUCGUAACUAAUACUGCUGAAGAAAUAAAGUACAAGACUUUUAUUGCAGACUUGAAGAGCCAGGAUUUCCUGCUCAGAGAAACUUUUCCACCAGAAGCAGAAUCUUUAGCUUCUACAAAAUUGCAAGAGUUACUUCUGGAAGAAGCCAUCCAUUCAAGUGCUGUAUGUCAGGAAGUUAGUGAUUUUGUGGAAUUGAUCUGGGCAGAAGCUAUUGGCCACUUGGAUAGUUUACUACUUGAAUCAGUAAACAACAUAAGCCUAAAUGAUGUGAGCAAAGCAGAAGGUAUUUUACUCCAAGUAAAGAAUGCACUGCAUGAGGGAGCUGGCGAGGUAGCACUACAAGAGAUGAUGAUGGAAUUCUAUCAAGUUGUACAUCACAAAACUGAAAUAGACUAUAAGGUUUCCAAAAAGCUGUUAUCUAGAAGACAUGACCUGUGUCAGGUAACUUUUCCAGGUUGCUAUGACUGUCCAGUGAGAAUUUUACAAGUGUGUAGGGUUGGCAGAAUAAGAAAAACAGCAGAAUUUCUGAGCAGUGUUGGAAACAUUUGAUCUUUAUUCCAUGCAUUGUUUGUGUGCAACUUCAUGGGAAUUCUUUCCAGAGGACUCCUAAUGCCAAAAGUGGCUGUUGAAGAUCAUGGCCUGGAAAGAACUGACAUUGGGAAUCUGGGCAGUGGCACUUACUUCAGUGAUUCUGUUAACGCCAGUAUUAAGUAUUCUUCACCCAGUGAAAUGGAUGGAACCCGGCUCCUGGCAGUUUGUGAUGUGGCACUUGGAUCCUGCUUAGAUUUGUAUGAACGAGAUUAUUCAUUAAAUAAUGCACCAUCAGGUUAUGACAGUGUGCAUGGAGUCCAUAAAACAGCAGACAUCUCUUCAGACUUUGAGGAUGAUGAAUUUGUUGUGUAUAAAACCUGCCAGGUUAAAAUUAGAUAUGUUGUUAAGUUUUGCCUCGCUGAAGAUCAAAUAAAACCAUUUCAGCCUGCAAUUGGGGUGGAACUGGAGCAAGAUAACAACGAGCCAGAGUCGCAAUGUCAUUUAUAGCAUGAGAGCUAUGCAUUACCAAAUGCAAAUCUUUCGAAUCCUGUAAAAACUGGUGUUCAGGACAGAUUGGGAAAUCCUGUCCCUCUGGAAGGUGUUUAUAUCAAGGCAAGGAUAACAGACUUUGUAGCACAGGAUGCAAUAAAAAAGGUUUGUGUUAAACAAGUAACCACAGAAAAAGUAAGUUUGGAUAUAUCUAUUGAGAUGCCAUCUAGUAUUGAACGCAUACAUAAUUGGACACAUAAACUUAAAGGUAAGAAAACAAACUGCAAGGCUGUAAUUAAGACUGUGGAGAACAGCUCCUUGGACGUUAGUGGCUUUGUUCUAGAUAUCUGGAUUUCUUCGGUCUACCUACCUCAAAUGUGGGUAGAGAAGCUUCCCAACAAAAUGAAGGAGGCUUGCAUGCUUGUAUUCCAACCAGAGUUUGAAACAGCAUUUGAAGAAGAGCAGCUGUCCAGUGAAAUUAUUAUUUUAUUAGAUUGCUCAAAUUCUGUGGCAGGUUCAGCUCUACACCAAGCAAAGCAGAUUGCUUUACGUGUUUUGGAACUGUUUUGUUUCAGACAGAGAGUGAAUGUAGUCAAAUUUGGCACCGAUUUCACAGGAUUUUCUUCUUUUUCAAUGAACAUCAUAAAUGAUUUAGCAUCACUGAAGGAGUUUAUUACAUCUGCUACUGCAACAUUGGGAAACACUGCUUUACGGAAGACCUUACGUUACCUUACAAAACAAACGAAAAUUAAAUAACAAAAUUAUGCAACUGUAACAUUACAUUGAAA
Molecule: messenger RNA, 2453 nt
Organism: Gymnogyps californianus (California condor)
Lineage: Eukaryota; Metazoa; Chordata; Aves; Accipitriformes; Cathartidae
Gene: PARP4
Product: poly(ADP-ribose) polymerase family member 4
Molecular function (GO): NAD+ poly-ADP-ribosyltransferase activity
Source: RefSeq, a predicted model, not a curated record